Oldenlandia corymbosa var. corymbosa is the source of this 2250-nucleotide messenger RNA. The record is from the annotation of a GenBank genome assembly. Lineage: Eukaryota; Viridiplantae; Streptophyta; Magnoliopsida; Gentianales; Rubiaceae.
AUGUCAGCAACUUCUAGAGGAUUGACGCCCUUUGGCCUGGUUGUUCGGGUGGGAAGAGACCUAGACAAUCAUCACCCCUGUGAUUUUCUCGAGUUGCCCAGGAAGAAAAAGAAGUUGCUCAAUAAUGCCGGCGGUGAUUGGCGGCGGCGGCGGAAUGUGGUGGUUGUCAAGUGCUGCAGCGGUGGCGGUCCCCAUGGCCACAGCCGGGGAAAGAGUGGUGGGGAUAAUUGUUGUGAAGAAUGCCGGUUCGAUUCUAAACUAAGUCGGCCCAAUUAUCGGCCUCGGAUCACUAAGCCUUCCUCUUCCUUGGCCUUCGUUUCUCCUCAGUCUCUGUUCGCAUGGAAACAAGACAACAAGUUCUUCCCACGUUGCACUCCGAGGCCUACAGGUCCCCAGUCUCGUGAUUCUCCUCCAAAACGCGAUACAGGCAUUGCAAAUGAGAAAGAUUGGGGCAUCAGUCUCUUACAUGAAGAUGUUAAUGAAACUGGUACGAAUGAAGAUGGAAGUACUUGGUAUCGAGAAAGUGGAGAGGAUCUCGGGGAAAAUGGUUAUAGAUGUAGAUGGACCAGAAUGGGUGGACAAAACCAUGAUGGGACCUCGGAGUGGAAGGAGACGUGGUGGGAGAAAAGUGACUGGACAGGAUACAAAGAACUAGGUGUGGAAAAAUCUGGAAAAAAUGCUGAAGGGGAUUCGUGGUGGGAAACGUGGCGAGAGGUUCUUCAUCAAGAUGAAUGGAGUAAUCUCGCUAGAAUAGAGAGGAGUGCACAAAAGCAGGCAAAAUCGGGUUCAGAAAAUGCAGGAUGGUACGAGAACUGGUGGGAAAAAUAUGAUGCCAAAGGCUGGACUGAGAAAGGGGCUCACAAAUAUGGUAGACUAAAUGAACAGUCGUGGUGGGAGAAGUGGGGUGAACAUUAUGAUGGAAGAGGAUCCGUAUUAAAAUGGACAGACAAAUGGGCUGAAACUGAACUUGGAACUAAAUGGGGAGACAAGUGGGAAGAAAAGUUUUUUGCUGGAAUUGGUUCACGUCAAGGAGAGACAUGGCAUGUCUCACCCAGUGGUGAAACCGCCGGAACCACCACUUCCGCCGCCGUCGCGGCCCUCCUCGAUUCUUUCUCCUCCAUCUUUCAUCAGUCCUCGUCGCGUGCCUCCGAUGCCGCCAGUUUCUCCAAGAGUAUUAUUCCGUCGUCGUCGCCGGUGAAUGGGUCGAGAAUUGCGGUUUGUCUGGUGGGUGGGGCCCGGAGGUUCGAGCUAACGGGCCCGUCCAUUAUCGAAAGGAUUCUGAAAGUUUAUAAGAACUCCGAUCUCUUUUUACACAGUCCGUUAGACUCCAAUGCCUAUAAGCUGUCGCUGCUGAAGGAUGCGCCCAGGAUCGCCGCCGUUAAGAUUUUCCGGCCGGAGCACAUCCCGGAGACCGAGUCGCAGUAUCGGGUUCUCACGGCUAGUAACUCGCCUAAUGGUAUCCAGGGGCUUCUGCAAUAUUUCAACCUGGUGGAGGGCUGCCUGGAAAUGAUCAAGCAACACCAAACCCGCAACAAUUUCACCUACGACUGGAUAGUCCGAACCCGUGUGGACACCUAUUGGUCAGCUCCUCUGCGACCAGAGAGUUUCGUCCGGGGCAGGUACCUGGUACCCCUGGGCUCAUCUUACUGGGGACUGAACGAUCGCUUAGGCAUUGGCGAUUUCAACACAUCAGCAGUGGCGCUAUCUCGACUAUCUUUGAUCCCCCAGCUCGACGAAGCCGGCUUUCGCCAGCUCAACUCCGAGUCCGCAUUCAAGGCCCAGCUGACCGUCAAGAAUGUUACUCAUGCCACUAGCCAGGUACCAUUUUGCGUGGUGACUGACCGCAGUUACGGAUUUCCUCCGGUCGGGAACGGAGUUCCGGUGGUUGCGAUGUCGACGCCGGGCCCAAUGAGUGGGGCUAAAUGCAGACCCUGCACACCUGCCUGCACGGGCACUUGCGUUGGGCAAGUUAUGAGUAGGCUUUCCAAAGUAUGGAGCUGGACUGAAUGGUCCAAUAACGGUCUGAAGCUCUGUGAUGCCCACGCUGCGUGGGAGGAGGGCUGGGAGAAAAUAUUUGACAAGGUUGCGGGUCAAAAACUGGCAGCCCAACGGAAGAGGGUCCAAGAAAUGAAGGUGGACCGGUGCGUGAAAGACUUUGAGAAAAUGAGAAAACGGACAGCCCAGUGGAAUGCACCCCCCGGGGCUGAGAUAUGCAGGAUUGGUGUUGGGCUCCAAAAGGUAGGUAGAUAG